AUCUUCUUCUUCAAUUACUUAACUACUCUCUAUACAAUUUAGAUCCAGUUUCUCACAAUAAGCAUGUGGAAGACUUUGUUUUGUCAAAAACCUCAGAAAUCCGAAAAGUGGGUUGAUAUAAUCCCUAAUCACAAGCCUCAUCGUAAAAACGACAGAUUUCGAGUCGUAUCUUACAACAUCCUUGCUCGUUGGAAGGCGUCGUCUCCCAUGUAUAGUUACUCUCCUCCAGAUUGUAUCCUGUGGGAUAACCGUUCGAAGGCGAUUCUUGAUAAUAUAAAGAGUUUUGAAGCUGAUUUCAUCUGUCUACAGGAAGUAGACGAAUACAUUAGUUUUUUCGAUAGAAACAUGGAGGCUCAUGGAUACACUGGAAUUUAUUUUCCAAGAGGAGAAGGCUAUAUUAGAGACGGCUGUGCAAUCUUUUUCAAGCCCAAAUUUGCAGAGUUGAUCACAUACAAUAUUGUAGACUACAACAAUCUUGCUGAAAGACGUUGCGUGGCGAGUACCAUACAUGGCGAUGCAGUUAGUAAACUAAAAUGUGAUUGCAUCGGAAUAUUAGCAGCUUUCAAGAUUUUAAAACCGUUUAAUCAUGUCGUUAUUAUUGCAACCACUCAUUUAAAAUCCGGGAAACCUGAUGAAUGGGAUGAUGUAAAGCUAGCUCAAGCCAAGUCUCUAAUGUUUGAAUUAGCCAUGUUCAAGAGGACGAUCUCGGCCGUAGAAAAUUGCAGUCCAUCGGUGAUCCUUGCUGGUGAUUUCAAUUCGAACCCCUCGAGUGAUGUAUAUGAAUACGUAAAUUCAGACAAUAUACCGGUGAUGUGGCCUUUGGGAGGCGAAGAAGAAGAAAAUGAAUUUGGACUAUGUAGUGCGUAUGGAUUCACGAAAGGAGAGCCAAAGUUCACAAAAUAUGUGCCAGGAUUUGCUGAAACACUCGAUUACGUGUUCUUCACGCCUUCUGAUUUUAUUUCACCUGUGAAGCUCUUGGAUUCACCCGACGUAUGCCGGAACUUCGAGUCGAUCAUCAGUUUCGGUGAUUCGAUUGCCGACACAGGAAACUUGCUCCGUCUCUCAGAUCGUUACGAUCUUCCUAUGAGCGCAUUUCCACCGUACGGAGAAACUUUCUUCCAUCACCCAACCGGUCGUUUCUCCGACGGCCGCCUCAUUAUUGACUUCAUCGCUGAACAUUUGGGGCUUCCUUAUGUACCUCCUUACUUCGGAUCUAUAGAUGGAAACUUUGAGAAAGGAGUGAAUUUUGCGGUAGCCUCAGCAACGGCAUUGGAAAGUUCUUUUCUAGAAGAGAGAGGAUACCAUUGUCCUCACAAUAUUAGUUUAGGAAUUCAGCUUAAGAUCUUCAAGGAGAGUUUACCAAAUCUAUGUGGUUUACCAUCAGAUUGUAGAGAAAUGAUUAGAAAUGCUUUGAUUCUCAUGGGAGAGAUUGGAGCGAAUGAUUAUAAUUUCCCACUCUUUGAACUCAGACCCUUAGACGAGGUCAAAGAGCUUGUUCCGUUGGUGAUUAGUAAUAUUUCUUCAGCGAUUACGGAUUUGAUUGGUAUGGGGGGAAGAACAUUUCUGGUGCCCGGCGGGUUCCCUCUCGGAUGCUCAGUAGCAUUUUUGACAUUAUACCAAACAUCAAACAUGGAAGAAUAUGAUCCUUUAACAGGAUGUUUGAAAUGGCUGAACAAGUUUGGAGAAUAUCACAGCGAGCAGCUUAAGGAAGAGCUCAAGAGACUCAGGCAGCUCAACCCUCAUGUCAACAUCAUAUAUGCUGACUACUACAAUGCUUCGUUGCGCCUUGGCCAAGAAACAACCAAAUACGGAUUCAUAAAUAGACACUUGUCAGCUUGUUGCGGUGUAGGAGGACCGUACAACUUCAACUUCAGUAGAAGUUGUGGGAGUGUAGGAGUGGAAUCUUGUAAUGAUCCUUCAAAGUAUGUGGCCUGGGAUGGCCUUCAUAUGACUCAGGCUGCACACAAAUCGAUGGCUGAUGGAUUACUCAACGGACCAUAUGCGAUUCCUCCUUUCAAUUGGUCAUGCCUCAGCUCAAAGAUUAAGAAGAAGGAAGUCAUUAGAAAUACAAUAUUCUUUGAUGAAUAGUUGACACAAGCUUGUCUUCAAAUCUAAGAGACAAGCGAAAUAAUGAGAAAAUCUUAUA
Arabidopsis arenosa is the source of this 2146-nucleotide messenger RNA. The record is from the annotation of a GenBank genome assembly. Lineage: Eukaryota; Viridiplantae; Streptophyta; Magnoliopsida; Brassicales; Brassicaceae.